Molecule: messenger RNA, 1579 nt
Organism: Tarenaya hassleriana
Lineage: Eukaryota; Viridiplantae; Streptophyta; Magnoliopsida; Brassicales; Cleomaceae
Product: UDP-glycosyltransferase 73D1
Exons: 1
Coding region: 14-1495 (493 amino acids)
Molecular function (GO): UDP-glycosyltransferase activity
Source: RefSeq, a predicted model, not a curated record
UCAAGAAGAGAGAAUGGCUUCUAGCACAAAAAGACUUCACUUUGUAUUGAUCCCUCUUAUGGCGCAAGGCCAUCUAAUCCCCAUGGUUGAUAUCUCCAAGCUUCUUGCUCGGAAAGGCACCGUUGUAACCCUAAUUUCAACCCCUCAAAACGUUUCCAGGUUCGAGAAAACGAUAGAUCGGGCAAGAUCGGAGUCGGGUCUUGAAAUUCGUAUCGUGAAAUUUCCAUUUCCUUACAAAGAAGUUGGCCUGCCAAGAGAUUGCGAGACUCUCGACACUUUGCCCUCGAGAGACCUUCUGAAAAAGUUCUACGAUGCGGUGGAUAAGUUGCAAGAACCAUUGGAACGGUUUCUUGAGCAGCAAGUAAUCCCCCCGAGUUGCAUAAUCUCUGACAAAUGCCUUUCUUGGACAUCAAAGACAGCGGAAAAGUUCAAGAUUCCUAGGAUUGUGUUCCAUGGAAUGUGUUGCUUCUCUCUUUUGAGUUCACAUAACAUUAAUCUUCACGGUUCUCACCUCUCGGUCUCUUCAGAUUCAGAACCUUUUGCAAUCCCCAAAAUGCCGCAGAGGAUUGAAGUGACUAGAGCUCAGUUGCCCGGAGCAUUUGUGAAGUUAAAAGAUUUGGACGCCAUUAGAGACAAGAUGCGAGAAGCUGAAUCAGAAGCCUUUGGAGUUAUUGUGAAUAGCUUCCAAGAAUUGGAGCAAGGUUGUGCAGAAGCGUACGCAGAAGCAGUCAAGAAGAAGGUAUGGUGCAUCGGACCCGUUUCUUUAUGCAACGAAAACGCUUCAGAGAGAUUCGAGAGAGGAAACAACGAUAACAUCGCUAUAACUGAGAGUGAGUGCUUAGAUUUUCUAGAUUCCAAGAAACCGAGAUCUGUCAUCUACGUAUGUCUUGGUAGCCUAUGCCGGUUAAUUCCAAAGCAACUUAUGGAAUUAGGUUUAGGGUUAGAAGAAUCGGACAGACCCUUCAUCUGGGUUCUGAAAACCGGGGAUCAAAGGCAAGUAGAUGAGCUAGAUGAAUGGCUAAAACGUGAAAACUUCGAAGAGAGAGUGAAGGGAAGAGGGUUAGUGAUAAAGGGUUGGGCUCCACAGACAAUGAUACUCUCACACAGUUCGGUCGGAGGGUUCUUGACACACUGUGGCUGGAACUCGACAAUAGAAGGGAUAUCUUCGGGAGUUCCGAUGAUCACAUGGCCAUUAUUCGCCGAGCAAUUCCUGAACGAGAAAAUGAUAGUAGAGGCUCUCGAGAUCGGAGUUAAGGUCGGAGUCGAGAUUCCUGUGAGGUGGGGAGAUGAAGAGAAAGUUGGAGUGUUGGUCAAGAAAGAUGGAGUUGUCAGAGCCAUAGAGUUGUUGAUGAACGAAGGCGAUGAAGAGAGCGGAAUGAGACGAAAACGGGUCCAAGAACUUGCGAUUAGGGCAAGAAAGGCUGUGGAAGAAGGAGGAUCUUCCAAUAAUAACCUAUCGAUUUUGAUCCAAGAUGUGUUGAAUCAAUUGGCAUGAAGGUACACACCGAUACAUACAUAUGUUUGUGUACUUUUGGUAUCCUUAUACCUUGAACUAGCAAUUAAAAAAGCACCGAAUAAA